AUGAGCAAGAAUCCACAAUCUCACACAAAGGAGUUUCAUUUUUCACGCCUUUCCUCAAGGCAUCAUCUGCCACAUCAUUAUAACAAUCGUCAUCACACCACUUCCAUAACCAUGCCGUCAUCGGUCUCGAAACGCAGCAAAGCUGAUUUUUUCAUGAGAUCCGGAGUUAGCGAAGGUUUAACACAGCAAAAUAUGUAUCCCCGUUAUUCCGGUGGGGGAGGUAGUAGUUAUUCCGCUUAUCCGCACCAAAAUGUCAUGAUGUCACGAGAGCGAAUGUUGAAGCGGACGUUGAGUUUGAUAAUGCUUUCGCUCCUUUCAGCAUUUGUGACCUACAUCUGGCUCUCGCAGACAGAUCGACCGCAUCAAUUCUCCUCUUACUACGAUCUGCCGAAUCGCCACCACCAUCAAUCAAAAGACUCGCGUUCCUACCCCAUAACACCUUCCACUCCAUCCUUUCACGAACAGAUACACCUCUACCGCAUACUCGGCAACGACCUUCCACCCCGUCAUAAUCCCGGUCAGGUCUUAAAGAAUUUGGUGUUCAUUUUAGAAAACGAACCGGCGUUUCCAAACACCAAGAAAUGGUGGUUGUUGAAUCGAAUCGUGGAUCCGGAUUAUGAAGAAGCCAUACUGGAAUUACUGAGGAGCCAUCAGCAGGAGUAUGUGAGGAUACCGUUUCAAGUAGACGAGUACUUUAAAAGAGAUUUCCGGCUUGAGGAUUUUCCGGAGCCUGAUUUUUUUCACAGUUAUGAUUACGCGAAUUUCUCGAAAGUGGCCAAGUUGAGAACCAUUGAUUAUACAUAUUGCGAUAAGAAUAUAUAUGCGAUGAAUAAUAACGGCGGUAGGAACGCCGCACUGAAACACGGAAAAUCUCAACCAAACGCUCGAUGGAUAAUGCCAUUCGAUGGGAAUUGUUUCCUGACCACCAACGGAUUCAAGGAGAUCAUUUCGCAGAUUGAGACGUGGGGGGAUGACUAUAAAUAUUUUUUGGUACCUAUGAAAAGAUUACUGAACAACACGGAACUGCUGUUGGAAAUGUUGUGGCGACUGGGCGUUCCCACACCACGACGGAUGCUUAAUAAGCCCUCCGUGCCAUGGGAAUCACAGGAUGCUCCGUACCUUGCUCCGCCCAAGGAUAAAUAUAAAACUGUAGGAUGGAUCUUUAGACUUUUCUCGGGCAGAGCAUCGUUAGAAGAAUCUGGAACAUUGCGAGCGUUCAAUCGUCUGAUAGCAAUUCAAGACUUUCUGGAUGGAAUUGAUGAACGAAUAGCACGAGUGAAUCAGGGAUUCGAUCCCAAUCGAUUGUCAUUGUAUGAAGAGAGGAACUUGAAUCGCGCUAGGAUAGACUAUUGGAGCGGUCGUAAGGAUAUUCAGAAAAUUGUGGACGCGAUGGUCGAUCGAGCAAAUAAUAUUGUGUCGACCAUUUCCGACUGGUACAAGUUGAAUGACGCAUUGCCUUCAGACUCGAGCACUCAGGUUAAGUUUUUGGGGGUGGACGGCGAUACGGAUUCUCGGGAUAAAAAAUCCAAUUUGAAAUUGAUAAAAAAAGUAAAAACCAUGAAGCCGCUUCUUGCAAAUAAAGGUUCAUUGUCCGAGGAAUUCCACCAAGACGAAUUCGGGCAAUACAUUUCCACCGCCCCCACAGAACUACCCGACUUCUCCACGUCACUACUCUUCGAAAACGUCACCGUCCUGACGUUUGCCCACUAUUUCUCCGGCAACGUCCUAUACUCUCAUUGGGCGGCAAAUCUAGUUCGAACAUUUGUCCUUUCAUCAUACGGCAUAUACGAGCAAGACGAGUUGGAGACUACCUCGCACAAAAAUGAUCAGGAGAACACGAGAAACGAGGGUUAUGGCUUCCCACACUUGAACAAGAUCCCACGAGCUAUUCCAAAAUUCACCCUGAAGAAGAAUGUUGGCAACGGUAAUUCUUCCAUGUUCCCGUACGACUUGAUCGAGACAGAUCCCAGUUACUUUCUGGAUGCUUGUAGGCUACUUUACCAAGCAAAAUCACUGACGCACAAGGAAUACAUUGAACUUCAACAAUUCGCCUCGCUAUGGUUGGAAUACCUGGUAAAUUCAUGGGAGGGCGUGGAGAGAGCACAUCAACCCGACCAUCGUAGUACCUUUUAUGAUCUACAGGUGCUCUCCCUGUCGGGAUUUACAAAUGACGUGAGACUUUACCUACGAGUCUCCAACCGGAUACGAAUGCGCAUCAGAAAACAAUUUAAUUUAUCCAAUGACGCCUCACUGAUCUCCCAGCCGUAUGAAACGAAGUACAUUGAAGAUCACGAUGAUCUUGAAAAUUCAGGAGCCAUUAGCAGAACGGCGAUGUAUGAGAAUGAAAAGUUCAGAUACUCGAGUUUGAAUCUUCAAUACUGGAUGCUUAUCACUCGACUAAUACAGAACGUAGGAAUAGGUCAUGACCUAUGGAGUUAUAAGGCAAAAGGAUUGAAAUUGUCGAAGAUCGUGAUGGAACAUAUGAAUAGAUAUUCCAAUCGCAAAACCAUGUUGGACUACUUCAAUAGUAAUGUUAAUAUCAACCACGAUUACGAUGGAAAUUUGGGCGAAGCAGAAAACAGGGUCAAUGCUAAAAACGAGAUAUCAGCAUCACGGACUCGUCUCAUAGAAAAUGAUGCACACAUACUGAAACCAUUAAUAUAUAUAGCUCAAGCGGCUCACGAAAGUAAUGAUAGGCGGUUGAAGAUAAAGCAUGAGCACGGAGACGAACACGAUUACUUUCAGCAAUACAUGGAUAAUUAUAGUGAUAAGAUGGAGUUGACAGAGGGGGGUUCGGGGAGUGCGGAAAAUAGAGAUGAGUGGAGAAAAUUGGACAAUAUUUUGGGAAUAGGGAGGGAAUCACGAGAGCGAGGGAUACCACCUUUCUGGAUGCUUGGUGUGGCUUAA
Molecule: messenger RNA, 2907 nt
Organism: Acaulospora colombiana
Lineage: Eukaryota; Fungi; Glomeromycota; Glomeromycetes; Diversisporales; Acaulosporaceae
Source: the annotation of a GenBank genome assembly